AUGGGUUUCCAUGAAGCACCAAAGAAAUUCAAGGUCCCAAAAGGGCCAAAACCAAUCCCUCAUAAGAAUAAAAACACUAUUGGGUUAGGUAGAUCAAUUGCUAAUGUUAGAGCUAAAGAAAAUAGAGUGGAAUAUUUACCUGAUGGUGAAAUGAGAUUUACUACUGAUAAACAUGAAGAUAGUUGGGUUAAAUUAAGAUCUGUUACACAAGAAAAUGCAUUAGAUGAAUUUUUAAAUACUGCUGAAUUAGCUGAUACUGAUUUCACUGCUGAUAAAAAUAAUCAAGUUACAAUUAUUAAAGUUGAUCCUUCAAAAAAUCCAUAUUUAUUAACAAAUGAUGAAGAAAAGAAAAAAAGUGCAUUACAUGAUGCUAAUGAAAAUAGUUUAAAAGUUCCAAGAAGACCAAAAUGGGAUGAAUCUAUGACAAGAUUUCAAUUAGAUAGACAAGAAAAAGAAGCAUUUUUAGAAUGGAGAAGAGAUCUUGCUAGAUUACAAGAAAAUAACGAUUUACUUUUAACUCCUUUUGAAAGAAAUUUAGAAGUUUGGAGACAAUUAUGGAGAGUUGUAGAAAGAUCAGAUUUAGUUGUACAAAUUGUUGAUGCAAGAAAUCCAUUAAUUUUUAGAUCACCAGAUUUAGCAAAUUAUGUUACAGAAGUUGAUUCAAGAAAGAAAAAUUUAUUAUUAGUUAAUAAAGCUGAUUUAUUAACUCCAAAGCAAAGACGUGCAUGGGCUUCUCAUUUUAAAAGAAAUAAUAUCAAUUUUACAUUUUUCAGUGCUUAUGAAGCUAAUCAAUUAUUAGAACAACAAGAACAACCUGAUUAUAAACCUGAAAUAACACAAAGUGUACCAGAUUUAGAUGAUGCUACAAGAAUCAUUGGUAUAGAAGAAUUAGAAGAAUUAUUCAUGAGAGAAGCUCCAGAACCUUUAACCAUCCCACCAAAUGGUAAAGAACCAAUAUUACAAAUUGGUUUAGUUGGUUAUCCAAAUGUUGGUAAAUCUUCUACAAUUAAUGCACUUAUUGGAUCUAAAAAAGUUUCAGUUUCAUCAACUCCAGGUAAAACUAAACAUUUUCAAACUAUUCAUUUAUCUGAUCAAGUUUUACUUUGUGAUUGUCCUGGUUUAGUUUUCCCAAAUUUUGCAUAUACAAAUGGUGAAUUAGUUUGUUGUGGUGUUUUACCAAUUGAUCAAUUAAGAGAAUAUACUGGUCCAUCUCAAUUAGUUGCUCAAAGAAUUCCAAAAUAUUUCUUAGAAGCUGUUUAUGGUAUUGCUAUACCUACAAAAUCUGAAAAUGAUGGUGGUGAUGGUACUCCAACUUCUCAAGAAUUAUUAACUGCUUAUGCUAGAGCUAGAGGUUAUAUGACUCAAGGUUUUGGUAGUGCAGAUGAACCAAGAGCUGCUAGAUAUAUUUUAAAAGAUUAUGUUAAUGGUAAAUUACCUUAUGUUCAUCCACCUCCAAAUUCUGAUAAUACACCAUUAACUCAUGAAGAAAAAUUGGAAUUUAAUAAAGAAUUAUAUACAUUAGAUUCUUUAACAGAAAAUAGAAGAGAACAAAUUUUAAAUGCUGUUAAUUCAAAAGGUUUAAAAAAUUUCAAUUUAGCUGAAGAUUUAUCAAAAUUAUCAUUUUCUUCUCAUAUUGGAGGUGAUGAUAAUAAAGAAUCAAGAACUGCAAAUUAUGGUGGUAAACAAGCUGCAAUUUUCAAUGCAACUGAUGAUUUAGAUCGUGAAUUUUUCAAUAUGAAUAGUGUUAAAGGUAAUAUGUCAACACCUUUCCAUAAACUUGCAAAUGGUGGUUCAAAUAAAAAACAUAAUAAAGGUAAUAAAAAAGAUAAAAAAAAACAACAGAAGAAAGCUGUUAAUGGUUAUUAA
Hansenula ciferrii is the source of this 1866-nucleotide messenger RNA. RefSeq names its product ribosome biogenesis GTPase LSG1 (gene LSG1). Lineage: Eukaryota; Fungi; Ascomycota; Saccharomycetes; Phaffomycetales; Wickerhamomycetaceae. The transcript has a single exon. Gene Ontology annotation, molecular function: GTPase activity; GTP binding. Bases 1 to 1866 code for a protein of 621 amino acids. Gene Ontology annotation, cellular component: cytosol. The record is from RefSeq and is a predicted model, not a curated record. Gene Ontology annotation, biological process: ribosomal subunit export from nucleus.